Molecule: messenger RNA, 4346 nt
Organism: Bombina bombina (fire-bellied toad)
Lineage: Eukaryota; Metazoa; Chordata; Amphibia; Anura; Bombinatoridae
Gene: ANKFY1
Product: ankyrin repeat and FYVE domain containing 1
Exons: 25
Coding region: 20-3526 (1168 amino acids)
Molecular function (GO): protein binding; metal ion binding
Source: RefSeq, a predicted model, not a curated record
UCAGCCGGGCGGAUCCACCAUGGCGGAAGAGGAGGUGGGCAAGUUGCAGAAGCACCUGGCACUUCUUCGCCAGGAAUAUGUCAAGAUGCAACAAAAGCUGGCAGAAACAGAAAAGAAGUGCAGCCUGCUAGCUGCCCAGGCCAAUCAAGAGACAUCCAGCGACUCUUUCAUUACCCGGCUUCUGGCUAUUGUGGCUCAACUCUUUCGCCAAGAACAGUACAGUGAUAUAAACAUAAAGGUUGGAGAUCAAAGCAUCAAUGCACACAAAUUUGUAUUGGCUGCAAGAAGUGAGGUUUGGAGCCUGACCAACUUGGCAUCAACAAAAGAGUUAGACCUUUCAGAUUGUAACCCCGAGGUGACCAUGGCAAUGCUUCAUUGGAUUUACACAGAUGAGCUGGAUUUAAGGGAAGAUGAUGUAUUUUUAACAGAGCUGAUGAAACUUGCUAAUCGUUUCCAGCUUCAGCUCUUGCGAGAAAGGUGUGAAAAGGGAGUCAUGUCCUUGGUGAAUGUGAGAAACUGCAUCCGUUUCUAUCAGACAGCGGAAGAACUAAAUGCUAGUGCAUUGUUAAACUAUUGUGCUGAAAUUAUUGCAAGUCACUGGGAUGAUUUAAGAAAGGAAGACUUUAGCUCAAUGAGUGCUCAGCUGUUGUACAAAAUGAUUAAAUCGAAGACUCAAUUCCCAUUGCACAAAGCAAUUAAGUUGGAAAGAGAAGAUGUUGUUUUUUUGUAUCUAAUAGAAAUGGAUUCCCAGCUACCUGGGAAAUUAAAUGAACUGGAUCAAAAUGGAGACCUUGCUCUAGAUCUAGCUUUGUCUCGCAAACUGGAUAGCAUUGCCACUACCCUGGUUAAUAGCAGAGCAGAUGUUGACAUGGUGGAUAAGAAUGGCUUGAGCCUCUUACACAAAGCCAUCCAAAGAGAUGAUAGAUUUGCUGCCAACUUCCUUAUAAAAAAUGGUGCCCGUGUGAAUGCAGCCACUGUUGGAGAGCAGCAAACUCCACUACAUCUGGUAGCCUCUUGCACAGUAAAGGAUCGCUCGCCUGAGGUGAUGUCUGAUAUAGCACAAAUUGCUGAAGCACUUUUACACGAAGGAGCCAACCCUAACAUGCAGGACAGUAAAGGAAGGACACCUUUGCAUGCUGCAAUUCUUGCCAGAAAUGAGUAUGUCUUUAACCAGCUGCUUCAGUGCAAACAGUUAGAUUUAGAACUGAAGGAUCAUGAAGGAAGCACUGCUCUGUGGCUUGCUCUUCAGUAUAUCACAUUAUCUUCUGACCAGUCAGUCAAUCCGUUUGAUGACGUUCCGGUCGAGAAUGGAACCUCAUUUGAUGAGAAUAGCUUUGCAGCAAGACUUAUAAAACGAGGAAGUAACACAGAUGCACCCGACACUGUAACAGGAAAUUGCUUGUUACAAAGAGCUGCUGGAGCUGGGAAUGAAGCAGCUUCUCUUUUCUUGGCAACUCAUGGAGCAAAAGUCAAUCAUAAAAAUAAGUGGGGGGAAACACCUUUGCACACGGCAUGUCGACAUGGGCUGUCCAACCUCACGGCAGAGCUGUUGCUACAGGGGGCUAAUCCAAACAUUCAGACGCAGGAAGCAAUUCCAAUUUUUAAAGGAUCCGCUGCUUCUAAUCCAGCCAAUAGCACUUACCUUCAAGCACCUCUCCACAUGGCCAUAGCGUACAACCAUCCUGAUGUUGUCACUGUCAUAUUGGAGCAAAAAGCCAAUGCACUUCAUGCAACAAAUAACCUUCAAAUCAUUCCUGACUUCAGUCUGAAGGAUUCCAGAGAACAAACGGUGCUGGGUCUGGCAUUAUGGACAGGCAUGCACACAAUUGCAGCACAGCUCCUAGGAUCUGGGGCCUCAAUAAAUGACACUAUGUCUGAUGGGCAAACACUCUUGCACAUGGCAAUACAAAGACAAGACAGCAAAAGUGCACUUUUUCUGCUGGAGCACCAAGCAGACAUAAAUGUCAGAACUCGAGAAGGAGAGACAGCACUUCAACUGGCUAUUAAAAAUCAGCUUCCGUUAGUUGUGGAUGCUAUUUGCACACGAGGGGCAGACACAUCUGUUACUGAUGAUCAAGGGAAUCCCCCACUGUGGAUCGCACUAGAGAAUGAAUUAGAAGACAUUGCAUCAACUCUGGUAAGACAUGGAUGUGAUGCCACAUUUUGGGGGCCAGGGCCAAGUGGUUGUCUACAAACUCUCCUUCACAGAGCAAUUGAUGAGAACAAAGAACAGAUUGCCUGCUUCCUUAUCCGCAGUGGUUGUGAUGUAAAUAGCCCUAGAAAACCAGGACCUAAUGGAGAAGGAGAAGAGGAAGCCCGAGAUGGUCAGACACCUCUACACUUGGCGGCAUCUUGGGGUUUAGAGGAGGUUGUUCAGUGCCUUCUGGAAUUUGGUGCAAAUGUAAAUACGCAGGAUGCCGAGGGAAGAACACCAAUUCACGUUGCAAUCAGCAAUCAGCACCGGUUGAUUAUACAGUUAAUGAUCUCACACCCAGACAUUAGAUUGAAUGUACGUGACAGACAAGGGAUGACCCCAUUUGCAUGUGCCAUGACGUUCAAAAACAAUAAAGCUGCCGAAGCAAUCCUGAAACGAGAGCCUGGAGCAGCUGAGCAGGUGGACAAUAAGGGAAGGAACUUCCUGCACAUUGCAGUUCAGAAUUCAGAUAUUGAGAGUGUACUUUUCUUGAUCAGCGUCCAGGCCAAUGUUAAUUCAAGAGUUCAAGACGCUUCCAAGUUAACCCCUCUGCACCUGGCUGUGCAAGCUGGCUCAGAGAUUAUUGUCCGCAACUUGCUUCUUGCAGGUGCCAAGGUGAAUGAAUUGACCAAGCAUCGCCAGACUGCAUUGCACCUAGUAGCACAGCAAGACUUACCUGUUAUCUGCUCUGUGCUAUUGGAGAAUGGGGUGGACUUUGCUGCUACUGAUGAGAAUGGAAAUAAUGCUCUACAUCUAGCGGUAAUGCAUGGGCGCUUGAACAAUAUCCGUUGCCUUUUAACUGAAUGCACUGUGGAUGCAGAAGCUCAGAAUCUAAGAGGUCAGUCCCCAAUGCACAUAUUGGGACAGUAUGGAAAGGAAAAUGCAGCUGCCAUCUUUGAAUUAUUCUUGGAAUGUAUGCCUGAGUACCCACUAGAUAAACCAGACGCAGAAGGAAACACAGUACUUCUACUUGCCUACAUAAAAGGAAAUGCCAAUCUUUGCCGCUCCAUUGUGAAAGCUGGUGCCAGGCUUGGGGUAAACAACAACCAAGGGAUCAACAUAUUUAACUACCAAGUUGCUACGAAGCAGCUUCUCUUUAGACUUCUAGAUAUGCUAACUCAGGAGCCCCCUUGGUGUGAUGGUUCAAACUGUUAUGAGUGUACUGCCAAAUUUGGAGUUACCACUAGGAAGCACCACUGCCGACAUUGUGGACGUCUGCUCUGCUACAAGUGCUCAACCAAGGAAAUUCCUAUUAUAAAAUUUGAUCUAAACAAACCUGUUAGGGUUUGCAACAUUUGCUUUGAUGUGUUGACACUUGGGGGAGUCUCCUAGUAUCCUGGAAGAGAGGUUUUUGUUUGUGAAUGAUGGCAGCUCCAUUAGAAGUCUACCAAACAAACAGGGGAAGUUUUGCUGUGGUUCCACCAUGGACUGAAUUCUUAAAGGACCACAUUAUUAUAUAUUCCAAUAUAAUUUGUAUGAUUGAAUGUGUAUAGGCUUUGCUAAAUGCUAACUGGACUGGGCCUUUUUUUAGGGGAUACAUUUACGCCAGUUUUUGGGAAAUACAUAAUUUAUCAGACUUCCAAGGCCAGUCAAAAUACAAAAACAUUAAAUCGGUUCUUGCUUCUUGGUUUCGAAGAUCUCUUCAGUUUUCUUCCCAUUUGCAUUGUCUUAGAAUAAUGUCUACAUUAUCUGUAAAGUUGUGUAAUUAGUGUUCCCUAGCCGUGGGGAAAAAGUAAGUAAAAAAUACAUGGUUUUGUUUCUUAAAGGGUUCAGCUCUGAGUGAAGCCAAUAACAAUGUGGCCUUAAAAUAGCUUUACAAUGCACACAGUAAAGAGACCAUUGUAUUAUAAUUCUCAUUUUGAUAUACAGUUAACAUGUGUAAAAGCCUUUAUAUUAUCCCUGUUAAUUUUCAGAAACCGAAUUAUCAUCCGAUAAAAGGGUCUUUUUUGUGUGUGUUUUACAUCAUUUACUGACCUAACUCUUUACAUUUAUUUCCAUGAGCUAUUUAUCUUGUCUUACUUACCAUGAAACCUAAAUACUAUGUGUAAUACAUGUCAAUUUAUACCUGUGAAAUUGUAUAAACACUAAUGAGUCACAAAACAAAUUUGUCGAUCCUAAUAAUUUGCUAUACAAAUUAAAUAUUCAAGCUACA